GUUGUCAGCGGUGGCCAUGGAGAUGCGAUGGGACUGCGGGCUGUCGGUAGUUCCGCGGUGUUCGUGUGUCCAUUAGAGGGAUGCCCCGGAAGAUAGGAUUCAUUGUGGUCAAUUCUUCCAGCCAUGAGGACAACUUCAAUGCCAAGGAGCUCAUGGUCCAUGCACCCACAGUCAACGGCUGGAGAUCUAGCAGGCUGUGCUCCUACCCUCAACACAUCACCCUCCAGCUGGUGGAGAGAAGUAGGGUGAGGAAACUGCAGCUGCUGGCCCACCAGUACCUGAUCCCAGCCAAGGUGGAGUUCCACAUUGGAGACACACUUCCUGAAACCUGCACCUCAGGGUUCCCUGGGCAGCUUCGCAGACUGGGGUACGUGUCUUUGUCGGACAAUGAGAAGACGGGUUUCAAAGCUCGGGAGCUGAAGUCAGUCCAUGUAGACGCCAUCGGAACGUAUCUGAGAAUAACCUUCCAUAGGAACCAUGUCAACCAUUACAAUCAACACAAUCAGGUUGCUUUGGUUGCCAUUAAUGUUCUGGGAGAUUCUUUGGAUGGCAAUGCUUUUAACACAAUUCCAAGCAGAGAGCAGCUGAUCGAACACUACCUCAACAGUACCCAGCUGGAAUCCGCCUUGGACACGACCUUCAUGGGUAAAUGUGAGUCCAUCUCCCCCUUGGAUGACCUGGCCUUCGACAUGUACCAGGACCCUGAAGUUGCCCACAUCAUCCGACUCCUGGACCAAAAGAAGCACGACAUGGUCCAGCAGGAGAAGUACGAGCAGGCAAAGAAUCUGAAGCAGGCCAUUGCAGACCUGCAAAAGGUCGGGGAGCGUUUGGCUCGAUAUGAUGUGGAGAAGCGAUGUGCGAUCGAAAAGGAAGACUAUGACCUGGCCAAGAAGAAAAAGGAGGUGAUGGACGAGUACAGGAGGAGCGUCUACCAGCAGCUUGAGGUCCACAACCUGCUGGACAUGGCAAUGAUCACAUGGGCCGCAGAUGCAUCCCCUGCCCAGGAUUCUCCCGCCCUUCUGCCUUCUCCAGGCCACCCUUCAGUCCCCAAUAAGCCCCUUGUGUCCACUGACACAAUCAGGGAGGGGAAAAAGACUAAUACUACUCAGAACCAACAGUCAGACGCAGAAACUGUUGUGGUCAAACUGAGCAGCCAACCUGACACACCGUGCACCCCGGCUGCUGUACCCAAGAUAGACGUUACCUGUGUGCCUUAUGAUGAGAGGCAGCUUCCAGUCUUUCAGAGGAAAGACCGGCCUGUGGAGGCCACUCUUAGCCCUGCAGAGCAUCACUCCCCCCAAGCUGAUACUCAAAGGAUUCCACACAGCCCUGAGAUGAGCGGAGAGCCAGAACCCCUGACAGAGAAGGCCCAGAGAGAGGCUAGCCUUCCACUAGAGGUCUAUGGAGAAAGCCUGGUGGCUGGGGCUUAUUCCAAAACCUGGUCCUACAGAGAGGAUGCUCUCAUGUCUGUGUACAAGAAGCUUUUGGAGCUAUCACCCGCCACCCCCAAGGAGGAACUGAGAAACAUGACAAGAGCUGCAGUUGUCCUGGUCAAGAAGGCCCUCCUGGAUAAAGUGUCAUCUGUUUUCCACGCCUCCUUGAAGUUGCUGCAGCUGCUGCUGAGCCAGCUGAUCCCAGGUCUGGGGCUGGGCCGGGCCGAGGUGACCCACUGCAUAGAUCAAACUUGGCCCAACCUGCUGGCCAGGUCUGGAGACUCAUCGGGCCGCCUCCGGGGCAUGGCCACUGCUUUUAUUCAGGAAAUUGCAGUUCUGAAGGAUGUACGUGCCCUGCAGGUUAUCCCUGGUGAGCUGGUGAAGCCCUUCAAAUCCAACUUCCCCUCUCGUCUGGCUCAGAGUCGGGCCGAGCUGCUCCAGAAGCUAGUCGCUGAACUGGGUACAGAAAACUCUGGCUUCACCCUGGACAAUGUCAUGAAGUUCUGUACAGCAGCUUUGGAGCACAAUGCAUCAGCGGUUCGAGAUCUGGCAGUGCGCGUCAUCUUAUCCAUGUACCAGCAGCACAGAGCUGCUGUUCUCCACUACCUGCCACACAACGAUGCUACUGCACGAAAGAACUUCCUCUUCAAAACCCUCUUCGAUGGCUUUGCCAAGAUUGAUGGAAAGCUGGUGGACACUCAGAUUUUGAAUAAGGGAGGUGGUCAGCAGGCUGGGCAGAAAGAGAAGGAGGAGAUCCACUCUCUUCAGGAGCAGCUGGCCGCCUUGAAAGAGAUCACAGAGAGGGGGAAUGAAAGCACCGAAGGACAAAUGCCCAAGAAAGAAGCCCCCAAACCUGAGCCCCAAAAUGCUGGCAAAACAACUGUCACAAAAGUGCCGCAGAAGAAGGUCACAGACAGUAUUGACGUCCAACAAUCUAUCAACUAUCUGGACAACCUGUGCAUAUUCUGCGGUAAAAAGGAUGAGUCCUUCACAGAGGACGGAUUGGACCUUCACUACUGGAAACACUGUCCGAUGCUGAGACGCUGCGAUGAAUGCAGACAGGUAGUGGAGAUAGCCAGCCUCACAGAGCACCUACUAGGCGAAUGUGAAAGCAGGUCCAAGUUCAGCCAGUGCCCACGCUGCUCAGAGGCCGUGGCCACUGAAGAUCUGACUCGCCAUGUCCAGGGCCCCGCCUGCAACCCCCCCAUCUCGGGUAAAGGCUGCAACCACUGCCCUUUGUGUCACAACAACUUCAUGCCUGGAGAGAAGGCCUGGAAGGCUCACCUCAUGGGCAGGGAGGGCUGUAAACAAAACUCGCGCAGGACUGCGGUGUCCCAGAGAACCCAGCCAGCACAAGGCAAAGCUGUUGGUGGAGCCAAGCUGAAGCAGGCCUGGUCGGUUGGGGCCAGAGCCAGGGCCAUGGGCAGAGGAAGCCGGAUCCCGGCCCUGGCACCCCUGGCCAAAGGACAUUCACCAGGGAAGCACUGAAAC
Messenger RNA from Anoplopoma fimbria (sablefish), 2924 nucleotides. It is a transcript of the gene cep104, whose product is annotated as centrosomal protein 104. The transcript is spliced from 22 exons. The record is from RefSeq and is a predicted model, not a curated record. The coding region runs from base 81 to 2921 and encodes 946 amino acids. Gene Ontology annotation, cellular component: cilium. NCBI's taxonomy places the organism in Eukaryota, Metazoa, Chordata, Actinopteri, Perciformes, Anoplopomatidae.